AUCUAAAAAAAUGAAAGCAAGCCGGGUCAUUAAAUCUGGCGUUAUAUAAUAGCAUCUAUUUUUUAGCAUUAAUAGCGUAAGUACUGUAUAUUAGAUCAGACCGAAGAGACGAUUUUAAGAGUAACGAUUUUGAGUAAUUAUUAGAAUAUAGUAAACCCUAACAUAAUUGCAUUGAAAUUGCACAUUUUCAAAAUUGCCGCAAAUAACUACUUUUAUUUCUUGUUUAAUUCACAUCGAGCAAGUUUUCCACCCGGAAGUAGUCGUUCAAGAUCUGUGACGUCACGUCGUCAUCUUGUGGACGCCGCCACUUCAUAGCCACUCUUACCGACGGAUGAAAGUACAAUCUUUAACAUAUAUUUUAAUGUAAGGCCGUAGUGUUUAAGCCUGCCUAAUGUGGUUUAAUUGUCCGGUUGGUUAUGUAGCUAACGAUUGCACCACAGCGAGCGAGCUGCUAGCGAAGUCCGCGUGAACAUUAGCAUUGUUAGCAACGAGGCUGAAUGUAAGCACAAAGGCUGCGCCCCCAGCCUCGCAUCGGAAAAAUGUACCCUUCCUGGGGGAAUUAUGGUGCACCUCCGUCGCAAAACUACGGAGGAUCUGGCCCACGGAACAUCUCCGGAGGAGGCCUCGCCGGUCCCCAAGCGGGGUUCGGCGGUUUACAGGCCUCGCCGAGCGGCUCUCUCUUCUCGAGCCUGCAGGAGCAGCACCUACAGCAGAUGCAGCAGCUCCAGAUGCUCCACCAGAAACAGCUCCAGACGGUGCUGCAUCAUGGCAGCGCUGCUCCACCAUACGGUGGCGGACACCAGAGUGGGUAUUCGGGGCCGUCGUGGCAGUCAACAGAACCGGUUCAUUUGGACAGCGGUAUGGGGAUGCACCCUCACUUAAAAGGAGGGGACACGUUAUCGACACAACAGGAAUUGUCGAAGCCGCCCCCGCCACAGACUCACGCCGCUGAAGCUCAGCCAACUCCCCCUCCGUCAGACCCCCAGUCAUCGAAACUUAUGGACCCUAACGAUGGGAAAACACAGGAUGUAUUCAAUAAAGAGGACGACAAAACUUUGCCUUUGCCGAACCAGCAGCAACUUUGGUACCAGCAACAUCUGCAGAACCUACAAAAGCUGAGGCAAGAGAAACAGAACCAAAAGGAUGGUAACUUUGCUAUGCCACAGCCGACGCCGCACAAUGGGCAAACUCUGCAGCCUCCACUUCCAUCCGAAACACCCACAUCUGCGCCACCUCCGCCCCUUCCAACAGAGGAGCCCCCAGCACCGCCUCCACCACCAGAGCCGGAUUCAAAACAAGACAAUGAGGAGACUGCCCGUCUCCAGCAAUUACAGGCUGCAGCGGCUCAAUGGCAGCAUGUUCAGCAGCAAAGAGUAGGCUUACAUUACCAAGCUCUUAUGCAACAGCAUGAGAAACUCCAACAGAUACUGGAGAAGUAUCAGCAGCUCAUUCAGCAACCUCCAAACUUACAGACGAUGUCAGCUGAAAUGCAGCUGAGACAUUACGAAGUACAAAAGCAGCAGUUCACGCCUCUAUACCAAGACUGGGAGGUUUCUUUCAGGAUGUGGUUCGAGCAGUUCCAAACUUAUCCCCACAAAGACCAACUGCAUGACUAUGAGCACCAGUGGAAACAGUGGCAGGAUCAGAUGAAUGCCACUAAUGCCCACCUUCUUGAGAGGAUCACCACUCUGACAACAAUGGUGCCGUACGCUGCAAACCAGUAUAAUAAUGUAGUUAUGGGGCAAUAUGGAGCGUACCCAGGACAGGACGGUCAAAUUCAGCCGCAACAAGUAAAUCCAGGUAUGCAGUUCAAUGCCGUUACUGCCAGUCCUGCACUCCAGCAAGGUCAACAGCAUACUCCAGCUGCAGCACCCCUACACACAGGAGGUCCUCCUGCUGGGAUCGGACUCUCAGGUCAUCAAAAUGUUCCGUCACCAAACUACAACAACAUUGGGGGUCCACAUGCAAACAACCCAGGAUUCCACCAACCACGUAUGCCAUUUGAGGGACCUCCAAGGUUUGAUCAACAAACACAACGUUUUGACCUCCCCCAUCCUUUGCCUCAACCUCAACAACGCUGUGACGCUCCACCUCGAUUUGAUCAGCCCCCGACGCGCUUUGAUGGUACCCCGCGUUUUGAUCAACCACACCAGCGCUUCGAUGGUCCCACUCGCUUAAACCAACCAGGGCCACGCCUUGAUGCACCUCCCAGAUUUGACCAACCCACUCAGCAUUUUGAUGGUCCCCCAAGAUUUGACCAGAAACCAAGAGCUAUUACACCACGAUUUGGAAGGUCAUCCAGAUUUGAUCAGCCCCCACAACAGACAGGUUCAACAGUGCCCUCACAAAAACAACAGCAAGAAACCCUGCCUCAAGUGGAACAAAGUCUCAACCCACCACCCAGUGUGGAUUCUUCAUUAAAACCUGUCAAGCUGCCACAGUCAAAUCAACAAAACAGAAAAUCUGAUAAAGACAUGAUGGAUGACAUGGUUGAAGGUGAUGGAUUUUUUAUCCCAAGUGAACCUAUACCACAAACCAAAAGCCGUACAAAGAUUUCUGACAUUACCCGCAAGCCUAAUCCGUUAGACAGUAAGCCAGCCCAAUCUGGAUCUAGUACCCUGGAAUCGAAACAAACGAAUGCACCAAAUGUUCCCAAACCAGAAGGACCGUUGAGAAAUAAUAACCCUCCAGGAGUACCAGAGGAAAAAACUGAGACACAGCCAUCCAAAACUGAACCUGUUCGGCCUCCCCCUGGUACAGGACGUGGUCAGCCACAAGUACCCAUGCAAGGGAGAGGACGAGGUCAGCCACAACUACCCAUGCAAGGUACAGGACGUGGUCAACCCACAGUACCUAUGCAAGGUAGGGGAUGUGGCCAGUCCUCGGCCUCUGUGCAAGGCGCAGGACGAGGUCAGUCCCCGGCCCCUGUGCAAGGCGCAGGACGAGGUCAGUCCCCGGCCCCUGUGCAAGGCGCAGGACGAGGUCAGUCCCCGGCCCCUGUGCAAGGCGCAGGACGAGUUCAGUCCCCGGCCCCUGUGCAAGGCGCAGGACGAGGUCAGUCCCCGGCCCCUGUGCAAGGCGCAGGACGAGGUCAGUCCCCGGCCCCUGUGCAAGGCGCAGGACGAGGUCAGUCCCCGGCCCCUGUGCAAGGCGCAGGACGAGGUCAGUCACCGACCACUGUGCAAGGCGCAGGACGAGGUCAGUCCCCGACCACUGUGCAAGGUAGAGGACGAGGUCAGCCCCCGGUUCCUGUGCAAGGUAGAGGACGGGGUAACAGACAGAGGGUGCAUGGAGACAUGAGGGGACAAAACUUGCCACCCGAGGGGCAGAUUGACGAAAUGUCGCAUGAUUUUAUGCCACCCGGGGAAGAAGAAUUCAUGCAGGAGCCAGAGGAAGCCUACCAAUGGCAGGAGCCUUCAGUUGAGGAGUUUGGUGGUGAGACAUCCGAGGCUCCUGAUGAAGAAAUGUGGAUACCUGAAGAUCAUCACUUCCAAACAGAAGAGGAAUAUUAUGAGGAACCAUUGCAAGGACCUCCUUUGGGGAGAGGGGGGUUCCCGAUGAUGAGAGGACGCCCCCCUAUGGCUCGAGGUGGUCCCCCUUUGGGUAGAGGAGGACCGUUUAUGGGCCGAGGGGGGCCACCUAUGGGCCGAGGGGGACCACCAAUGGGCCGAGGGGGACCGGCAAUGGGCCGAGGGGGACCGCCUAUGGGCCGAGGAGGGCCGUCCAUGGGCCGAGGAGGGCCGCCCAUGGGUCGAGGAGGGCCGCCCAUGGGUCGAGGAGGGCCGCCCAUGGGUCGAGGAGGGCCGCCCAUGGGUCGAGGAGGGCCGCCCAUGGGUCGGGGCGGUCCACCCAUGGGACGAGGAGGGCCGUCCAUGGGUCGAGGAGGGCCGCCCAUGGGUCGGGGCGGUCCACCCAUGGGAGGAGGGGACCCAAUGGAUGAUCAAUGGGAAGAUACCGAGACAGAAGAGUACUGUGAUGAAGAGGCUUAUUGGGGAGAGGCUAGGCCUCCAAUGAGAGGAAUGAGACCACCAUUUCCGCCUGGCCAUCAUCGUCCACCACGCGGUCGCCCUGGUUUCAUGCAUCAGGGACGAGGGCCCCCGCCUCAUCUAGCACACGGGCCAAUGGAUGAGGAGUCAUUCGGACAUGAGACUGGUGAUAUGGAACUGGAUCCAUCAGAGCAUUACAUGUAUGGUGGGCAUGAUGCUCAUAACUUGCCAAUGCACCCAGGUAGAGGAAGAGGCAGACGGCCUCCCCCAUCCCACGAGGCAAUGGGAAUGGGUCCUGAUGGGGAGCCAUUUUAUCAUGAAGAAAUGGAGAAUGAACAGGAUUGGCCGCCACCCCAUGGGAGACGUCCUUCAAUGCCCCAUGAGAUCAUUGAAAGGGGCGGAAUGGUAAGAAGGCCAAUGGGACGUGGAAUAGCAAGAGGUAUGAUGCGGCCAGGUUCAUCCCGUGAACAUGAAGAGGGAUACAGUGAGGUUUAUGUUCAUGGAGAAGAUCGCUGGCGGCCACCGCAUUCUGAUGACCCCCGGCACGAGGCCAGAUUCUAUGACACUGAAUGGGAUAGAGCGCGUCCUCCACCAGAACGGGACUUUUCGCCACACUUGCCGCCCCCAGAUCGCUGGCUAGACGACAGAGAAAGAGGUCACCCAUACCCAUAUGAUGACGAGUACAACCAAAGAAGAGGAGAAAUCAGAAUCCGCGAGUAUCCGGACGAGCCCCCAUCCCGACCGGAAGACCCAUCGCAGCGUCCUUCAGAAUGGGAUCGGCUUUCAAGACACCCACUGUCAGAAAGGUUGUAUCCCACUUAUGGGGAUCAUGGGGAUAAACCCGCGUUGGACAGGCCUCCACUCCCUGGACCUGCUGAAAACUCAAUUGACCUCGCAGCACAAGGAGCAGGCGGAGGCAAUGUACUUGCUCUUUCCCAGCGCCAACAUGAAAUCAUCUUGAAAGCAGCCCAAGAACUUAAACGCAUCAGGGAGAUACAGGAGGGCAAGCCUGCUGAAACAGAAUCUCAGCCUGCAUCAUCUGAUGUAUUACCCGAGCUCCCUGCUGGGCUCCUUGGUUUGGAGAUCCCACCAGAAGUCAGAAAUGCUCUGAAGGGCAUGACUACGGCUGCUCAGGCAGCUCCAUCUUGGGAUACUAAUCCUGCUGCACUUGCGCCUGCAGUAAUUCCAAAGACUGUGGAUUAUGGGCAUGGACAUGACUCGGGUGCCACUGUUGAGAGGAUUGCUUACGGCGAGAGAGUUGUGUUGAGGCCUGACCCAGACAGGGGCUAUGAAAAAGAACCUCUUCGAGAUCCUUACAGCAGGGAUCCUUACUAUGACAGACGGUCAGACCCUUACAUGGACCGCCGUGAGUACUCCCGAGAAAGAGAGCCGUACAGAGAAAAACCUCCACCUGAAUACGAAAGGGAGAGAUUUGGGAGGGAACGUUAUCCGCCCAGAGAGCGAGAUGAAAGCACACUAACGAUGGUUGAGGAAAGAGCUCCACUGGCACCCCCUCAUCAUUCAGGAUACAGGGAUAGAGACCGCGGCCUUAGAGAGAGGGAUCGAAGUGGCAGCCGUGAUCGAGAGGACCUUUUUGGGCGGUCCGGCUAUGAUAGACCUCUCUAUGAGCGCACAGCCCUCGACUGUGGUGGGUCUGAACGCUAUGGCCAUGGCUCUUCACCAUUUGACAGAAGAAGUUACCCAGAAGACCGAGGACCCCCCGCUGCACCACUUCCACCCCCACCACAGCCACCGCCUCAGGUUGAGAAGAAGCCUGAAAUCAAGAACGUGGAUGAUAUCCUCAAACCACCAGGAAGACUGUCCAGACCUGAGAGGAUUGUCGUCAUCAUGAGAGGGCUUCCUGGCAGCGGAAAAAGCCAUGUCGCAAAGCUCAUAAGGGACAAGGAGGUAGACUGCGGCGGCGCCCCACCAAGAGUUCUGGUUUUAGACGACUACUUCAUGAGCGAGGUUGAGAAAGUCGAGAAAGAUCCAGACACAGGGAGGAGGGUGAAAAGAAAGGUCCUCGAGUACGAGUAUGAACCAGAAAUGGAGGAUACAUACCGGAGCAGCAUGCUUAAAACCUUCAAGAAAACUCUGGAUGACGGCUUUUUCCCAUUUAUCAUAUUAGACACCAUUAAUGACCGGGUUAAACAUUUUGAUCAGUUCUGGAGCGCUGCCAAAACAAAAGGUUUUGAGGUCUAUAUUGCUGAAAUAACUGCUGACAACCACACAUGUGCAAAGAGAAAUGCUCACGGACGCUCCCAUAAGGACAUAACCAAGAUGUCCAACAACUGGGAGUCCACGCCUCGUCACAUGGUCCGCUUGGAUGUCCGAUCCUUGCUACAGGAUGCUGCUAUAGAGGAGGUGGAAAUGGAAGACUUUAAUCCUGAGGAUGAGCCCAAAGAAGCCAAGAGAGAAGAGGAAGAAGAGGGUGACCUGGGCUACAUUCCGAAAAGCAAAUGGGAGAUGGACACAUCGGAAGCAAAACUCGACAAGCUGGACGGUCUGGGGAGCGGCGGGAAGAGGAAACGUGAAGGCGAGCACAUGGCAGGCAUGGAGGACUAUCUUCAGCUGCCAGAUGACUACGCCACCCGCAUGUCUCAGCCAGGAAAGAAAAGGGUGCGAUGGGCCGACCUGGAAGAACAAAAGGACGCCGAUCGAAAGCGUGCCAUCGGCUUUGUGGUGGGCCAAACGGACUGGGAGAAAAUUACAGAUGACAGUGGCCUACUCGCACAGAAAGCGCUCAACCGUACAAAAUAUUUCUAAGACGAUCAUCAUCUUAAACCCUUGUUUUUGUGGUUUUUUUGAAGGUGUCCAGAAUGUGAAAAACAAGACUCGGUCAGUCAAGUCUUUAUUUUCCUUAAUGAGGAUAGCAACUUAUUUUAAGUCUCCCUCUGGUUAUGUGUUCAUUUUUUUAAUGUUUUAUACAUUCACCUGUACUGUUGUUUCUUGAAGCAUAUAGAGUGUAAGAAAACAAUAAAUUUUCACACCCUUCCAGUAAACGCGGGGAGUUCUUUUGCUUGACUACACUGUGAUGUUCACUGUAUCACAAAUAUUACAUGAAUGUGAAUUUUCAUUUAAAACAGGGGCAUCACACUUGUUUUCAUGCUCUUAGAGAGCCACUUACAUCUGUUACAUGAUAUUAUUACACAAGUGCCCAUUUUAUUGUAUUUGUACUAACAAAUUGAUGGAGAACUUGCUUGGAAAUGAUGUGAGAAUGUCAAGGUAUAUCUUGUUGCAUCAUCAGAUAUUUAAAGUGUAGAAGAACUCUGUUCUUCUCUCAAAAUGAAGAAAAAUAUUUGGUGAUGUGCAGUAUUGAACCUCAAUAUUUCCAGGCUUUCACGGGCCGCAUUAGAAGGCCCUGGCCCCAGAGCCUUGAGUUGGGUGUGACUGAGGUUUAGUGUGUGUUUCACAGUCCACAUCUGUACCAUUUUCUUGUUAACGCUAAAUGGUAUUGUCCUGUUAUGAUUUUUGUGAUGAUGGCAUGCCAAGAUCACCGUGAUGGUCAUGGGGUGGUAAAAAAAAUAGGUAGCAAAUGCUGUUUGUAACCCGGGCAAAUAAAAUAUCUAUUUUUGGCAAGCCAGCCAGGAGCAAAAAUAUGUAAAAGGUGUAUUAUAUAUGCUUGGUGACAUAUAUAUACAGUGAUUUCAUAUAAUAUUUAACACAUGUGUCCAGGUUAGCUUGUGUUGAGACCACUGUUGGUUUCCGGCUUUUUGCCUUAUUUCACUGGACGUUGUUACAGGCAGAUGAUCGGUGAUGGUGAAAACCACCUCCUCUGUUUAGAGCUGUUGGAUUUUUUUUCAUUCACCUUUCAAAUCCUUAUGUAGAAUUUGGACAUUGUUGUGCGCAAAGGAAUCCUGUAGAGCUAAUGUAAAAGGCACAUUAAAAAAAUGCUAUACACCUUCCUUUUUAAAAUGCACAUCACUGUCUAAAUAGCUGGCAACACAAGUGAAUAGCUGGAUGAUUGUGUCUUGGCCAGUUUUCGAGUUGCUAAACCGUUCGAGUCCACUUAUACUGUACGUUUAAGAAACGCUGUCCUACUGCACAUUCAUUCUCAUUACGCUUGAAGAUUGAAGAUGUAUUUGGGGAUCAUUUUCAUCAGUGAAGGUUUUCUUAUGAAGAGGACACAUUUUCGUCAUGAAAAUCUGAAGAACUUGCUGGAAUUUUGACCAUUUUUGUCAUCAUCAAUCUUUUAUUGGAAUGUCACACUGAGUCCAAGGUUCAUCUGUCAAGGCAAAAGACUCCCAAGACUGAAAACCGCAGAGCAAACAUUUGCUGUGGGAGAUUAUGGUGAGUAUGACGGAGAACAGUACAGAACUUUUAUUUGAACUUGUAAUGUGUAGAAUUGUAUUUAACUAGGGGUGUCACAAGGCACCCAUCUCACCAGACGAGACCUUACACAAGUUGGGGUCCACGAAUGCAAGAUGUGAUUUAACAUUAAUUUUAAUGGCUUUGGAAAAAAUGACUGAACAAAUUUGUGUAAUAACCGAGUCACAAAACAAUGUUUUUUUUGUCGCAAAUUAAUGCUAAGCAAUAUUUUUGUCAACAUUUUUUAAGAACAAAUAAACCGUUGUGAUAAUAUAUAAUAAAUAUACCAUCAUAAUGCAAUAUCUCGUUUAAUGUCAUCUUUCACUCUGAAGUUGUGAAUUUGUGGUUUGUGACAUGUAUUUUUUCACAGCCAAUUUCUGCUGCCUGUGAAACAUUGGCAGCAUUUCUUGAAAGGCUGACUUUCAAACUGUAUUAAAGAGCCGCAUUUAGUUUGCAAUAUGUGUAAAGUUGUGGUGUGGGCUUGGUCUCUGUGACAUGUAUUUUCUCACAGCCAAUUCGUACUGCCUGUCAAACGUUUGCAGCAUUUCUUGAAAUAUUGGAUUUUAAACAGUAUUAAUGCGCAGCAUUUCUUUAGCCAUGUGUUGCGCUGUUCUGUUGGUAUAUACUUUUGCCAAUCAAACAUCUCAGUGUUUGUGACUGUCAGGAUGAAGGCUAUGCAUCUUCAUAUGUAGUGGCCCCCCUGGGGGGGUGUCACCGUGUUUGCUGCUGUUCCAUGCAGCGUUAAGGCACUGAACCAAUCAAUGCACAACAGUGAACCUUCCUCCUGCCUGAGAGACGACGAAAUAGAGACUCAUGCACAUGGCGAUAUAUGGAGGCCGGCAAAAUUUGUUUGUUUUCAUCACUUCUCAUGUGGGUCAUUUAUUUAUUGUGAGUCAAGUUUUUUCCAAGAUGACCUGUCAAUUGCAUUCACACGCAAGCAGGUUUAAAGAAGUACAACAAAGUUUUUUUUCCAACAACGGUGACCUUCCAGUACAGCUUUAAUAUUACUUGACGGACACAUUUUGGGAACCCUACCAUGCUUAUAAAGACAACACCCCCUUCUGCUAGGGAAGGUCUUGUUUGUAUUGAUCAUUAGAUUUGGACUGCUAUGCUAAUUUCUAUGAAGUCAGCACCACAACACAAAUGUAACCAUUGAUGCUGGUCAAGCACGUACCUAGAACAGUAACCAAUCAAGACUGGGCGAAAUGUCAAUUGCUAUUAAAUAAUCAACAAUAAUUGACUUGUGUGGUUUUUGUAAGUCAGUGUUUCACAAAUUAUUGCACAACGAAGAAACUGCUUUCUGUCAACAUUCAUUUGCUAAUAUUUUGAGGAAUAACAAAUGCUGUAUGUUGGGACCCAGCAGCUGAAUUUUGUGUAUGGCAAUGUUUUUGAAACACUUUUUUUUCCAUAUUACCUUAUUAUAUGUUGUAGAUACUGUGUGCAUGGAAAUGACUUUUACUUCAGCAGGAUGGGGUGACAUCAAAGCAGUCAUGUUGUCACCCAAUGUCCCUUCACUCACGUGCAUUAUAUUUGUCACUGUAUGUAAGUCCACAUUGUGAGUGACCGCUGUGGCAAAUGAUGUACAGUUGUAGUAUGCCAGAUCGCAUUUCAUCUGUAACCCUUGAACUCAGCAGGAACGUCCGUGUCCAGUUUACAGAUCACCUUGUAGAUUGUUUUUUUCCAGGAUGGAUCUCGAUCCUUGCCCGUAUAAAUGGCGAUGUAGAAUUGUCGUAGUGUAAUCUCUGCCACUUCGAGGAACCGAUCCGGGACCUGUUUGUGCAGACUCUGAUUAGUAGACUGUAAAAUCUUGCAAAAAGAACGAAGAACAAAUAUAUAAAUGCAACACUUUUGAUUUUGCUCCAAUUUUUCUGCGCUAAAAUUGUUCAAAAAUCUUAAUAGGAAUUCAUAAUUCAAAUGUCAAGAUGCUGAUUAGACUACGUGAUUAUUGUGUUACCCAGGUUGGCCACAAUGAAAGGCCACAGCAAAAUUUGAACUUAAGAGUUGUAUUGGGGGGGUCUGAAAAUCACUUUCUGGUGACUACCAUUUGCCUCAAAUCCCGAUCCAGAACAUCCCAAAGUCCUGAUGCGGCAAGCAUCUGCACACAGUUCCUGCAUGGGCCAACACACUUAUCAUUGGUCAUGUUUGCCAUGCAAGGAUCAGCAUAUGCGGUAGUUGACGCAAAGCGGUGGUGGCACUAGAUACGGUACAGACUGUCUUUUGGACCUCUCCCCCUCUCUUCCACAUUUGGAGUGGCCUUUUAUUGUAGCCAAAUGGUAGUCACAGCAGUUUUGUCUGUUUUUCAAACCUCUGACAUGACGCACCUGUGAGGUGGAACAAACUUUAUCAAAUGUUUUAACAUCCUUGAUUUCAGCUCAUGAAAAAUGGGAGCAAAAGCAAGUGUUUAUAUGUAGUCUGUAUGUGUGUGUGUACACUUAUAGUACAUACUUACAGUAUGCAUAUAUAUAAACAUACAGUUCACAUUGUUGUACUUUGAAGUGGCCGCGGUAAAUCAAGGUAAGUGCUAUAUUGACCUGAAUAUCAGACAUACAGUAUAUUUUCAGAGAGAGCAAGAGUUCAAACAUUCAUAACACAAUAUUCAUAAAACAAUUCUCCCCCAAGCACCUAGAGCUUUUCUUCCCGUCACUCACACAACAGAUCUGCUGGGGGGGAAAAAAAACAUAGACAUAUUCAAAGAGAGAGAGUUAAAACGACAAUUUUUUCCCCAAGCAACUGAGCUUUUCUUCUGGUCACUCACACAGCAGUGACAGAAAUGUAAUGCAACAGAGGAGUUAUGAUGCUAAUUUUAAGGUGAUUAUGAAACUGAAAAAAUAAGAUCCAUUUUUUAUUGCAAUCUCCCAGUAAAUUUUGUGUUGAAGAACAGUUGUCUUAUAUAUAUUAGUGUCAAUAUGGUGAUACCAUGAGAUGAGCAGGCAACAUAUUUUUUUGGGCAUGUACACAUCCAGGCUUUAAUAUGAUGACAUCAUUGACUCCACGUUCUGUAUGACAUCAUAUCCAACAGCCUCUGAGGCCUUCAUCCGUCUUGUUAGUGUCAUCUUUCCUGUCAGUCAAGUCUCUCAACUUGAAGCAUUCAGAUGGAGACUGAAGUAAACACAUUGCACUAAAGAGCUUCUUAAAUCAACAAACUAAAAUCUUUCCGCCUAUUUAUUUUUAUUCUC
Molecule: messenger RNA, 11470 nt
Organism: Doryrhamphus excisus (bluestripe pipefish)
Lineage: Eukaryota; Metazoa; Chordata; Actinopteri; Syngnathiformes; Syngnathidae
Gene: ylpm1
Product: YLP motif containing 1
Biological process (GO): regulation of telomere maintenance
Cellular component (GO): nucleus
Source: RefSeq, a predicted model, not a curated record